Messenger RNA from Aspergillus oryzae RIB40, 834 nucleotides. Its product is annotated as class I SAM-dependent methyltransferase. Lineage: Eukaryota; Fungi; Ascomycota; Eurotiomycetes; Eurotiales; Aspergillaceae. The transcript has 3 exons. The record is from RefSeq and is a predicted model, not a curated record. Gene Ontology annotation, molecular function: methyltransferase activity. The coding region runs from base 1 to 834 and encodes 277 amino acids.
AUGUCUCUCAGGCCAUUACAUUGCAAGAGUGGCAUCAUUGAAGCUGAAAGUCAAUUAUCUGAUAUUACAUGGCCUACUGGUGACAGUGACGUAUCAUCUUUCACUACCUCUAUUGCUUCGAGCAUCAAGGAUUAUGUCUACGAGAACGGCCGUCGCUAUCAUGGUUUUCGGGAGGGUGAAUAUCUUUUCCCGAAUGAUGAGACCGAGCAAGCUCGCAUGGACAUGCUUCAUCACAUCUAUCGUCUCAUGCUAGGGGGUGGCCUUUAUAAAGCCCCGACUCCACAAUCUCCUCAACGCAUCCUGGAUAUCGGCACAGGGACCGGCAUCUAUGCGAUUGAUAUAGCAGAUGAAUUCCCAAAUGCAGAGAUAUUGGGGAUCGACCUAAGCCCAAUUCAGCCCCAUUGUAUUUCCAACUGGGACCGGCUCUUCCAACAAGCAUUCCAUCAUAUGAGGCCUGGUGGAUACAUAGAGAUGCGGGAGUUUCGUGUUUGGUUUUAUUCGCAGGAAGGCGAGCUCUCGGAUGAGUCUUCUGUUCGGCAAUGGAAUUGCCACCUUGUGGACGGCAUGAAUAUCUUUGGAAAAUCAAUAAAUGUCGUCGACGAGCUAGUCGAGAAACUGAAAGCGGCUGGAUUUGUAGGAGUGCGUGAAGACGUGCUGAAGGUUCCCGUUGGGCCCUGGCCAAAGGAUCCGCGUCUCAAGGAGCUUGGCCGGUGGAUGCAAAUACAGACAAUGGAUGCCAUCGAGCCAUUGCCCUUGGCGCUCUUUCCUCGCGUACUGGGCUGGUCUGAGCAAGAAAGUCGUAUCCUUUUUUUCGAAAGCUCGACAAGAAUUUAA